AUGCUGAUGAUGGGAGUGACCGAUGCAGUAAUGUGUCGGGCCUUCUAUUCGACCUUGACCGGGAGGGCGGCAGAUUGGUUUAAAACACUGGAACCCGGAUCGAUCGCAUGCUUUGCCGAAUUCGCGAAGAAAUUCGUGCACAAGUUCGCGACGUCUAAGGAGGUGCGAAAGCACUUCACGUACCUUGAGAAGGCUAAGCAGCUGGAAGGCGAAUCUUUGAUAGACUUCUUAGUUAAGUGGAAGGCUGGGAUCGGGAAAGUUGAGCCGCUGGACGACCGUACGGCGAUAAAUGUACUCCACUCCAACCUACGAGCGGGAGCCUUGUACCAAGAAUUCUUCCUGCACCCACCGACCACAUAUGACGAAGCCAUCUGUCGGGUCACCGACUAUGCCAAUGCUGGCAAAUUGAACUUGGCUAAACGGCAGCAGGAGGCCGGGGGUAGCAGAAAGCCGCAGGGCCGUCAGGAAGGAGGUCGGCAGAAUGAUAGAUCCGGCAGAGGUCGGGGUAUGUUGCCCGACUUCACGCCGUUAAACAGACCAGCAGUUGACGUCCUCCGGUUUACACAAUCGUGCAAUAUGAUCUCGCUUUCGGAGCCUCAGAGAGAGGGUCGUGAUAAGCAAAGUAUUACGUCUAUCAUCGCAGUAAGGGACACGAAACAGAGGAUUGCACCACCCUACGACAAGUGA
Messenger RNA from Ipomoea nil (Japanese morning glory), 687 nucleotides. RefSeq lists its product as uncharacterized. The transcript has a single exon. The coding region runs from base 1 to 687 and encodes 228 amino acids. The record is from RefSeq and is a predicted model, not a curated record. Lineage: Eukaryota; Viridiplantae; Streptophyta; Magnoliopsida; Solanales; Convolvulaceae.